Molecule: messenger RNA, 6180 nt
Organism: Phyllotreta striolata
Lineage: Eukaryota; Metazoa; Arthropoda; Insecta; Coleoptera; Chrysomelidae
Source: the annotation of a GenBank genome assembly
AUGGACACUCCGUCUCAACAGUCUCUGUCAGAAAUAGAUGAGAGCAGUAAGGUGGUGCCUAAAAUAUUCGUCGAUUAUUCAGAGAAUUCGACAACGGAAUGCACCGAGAACAAUUCGAACACCUCGUUACUCCGUCGAAUCAUGAACAAUGCCAAAUCUAUUUUAACCCAAAAAUGCGCCUCCCUACACCCAUCGUUGAGCAGCGAAGAACCCACCAAGGAAACCGGCGAAUAUUUCUCCAAUCCCACCGAUUUCCCAACCGGAAAAGUGUUCAAAGAAACCGGAUUAAAAUACACUUCUAGCGAUUACUGCAUGGUAGACGAGGAUACUAUUACCAGCACAUUCACCACCUCGAAAAAACCAUACCCCACCUCCAUAAAGGUAUUUAAGCGAGAAAGGGAAUGCAAGACAGUGAGUACCAGUCAAAACACUGAAGAUGACUUGCAGCUGGUUCAACCCCUACUCAGUAACAGGACGCUAUCAAGGUCGAGCAAAAGAGCCUACCAAUUCCCGUACGGGAACGCCGAGAAGGAUUUCAACGGGCCGUUUGAGCCGAGCGAGUUCUUUCACACCGACGACACCAUCACCAACAAUCUGAUGAGCGAGGGCAGCUUGGCUCAAUCGAAGCUCGCCCCGUCGCCCAAAUCCUGCGCCAAAUUCGAAGAUGCCGAGAAAAUGCCGGAUUGCAACGUUCCCUGUCGCGACGAUAGCUACGGGGACAGCCAUUCCUCGUCCAUUUCGGUUCAGGGGAUGAUGGGCGAAUGCGAAACGCUGAGCGCGGGUUUUAAAGACUGCAUGAAAACCGCCUCUAAUAGAAGCACCGAGCCAUUAGAGCCGGCCUGCAAGAAACCGUCCUCUAGGUCCAUUUCCUUGGAGGAGAAACGUUGGCUGGACAUUCCCGAUACGACCAAAAACGUUCGGGAGUCUUCGCAACCGGGAAAGAAUUACGGUUCUCAAGAUGACGGGAAAUUCCGAAUCGACGUGGAAAUUUCGAAUUUCCGAAGCGACAGAAAAACCACUGAAUUAUACGAUCAUGCCACCAUACUGCGUGGUCAAAGGAGUUCGAGUAGGCGGUUGGCUAGCGAAAAGCUGGCGGAAAAGCGGAAAAGCGAUCAUCGCAUUGAUAAUAGUCCGUUGGCGAAGCGGAAGUGUCCGGCCGCUUCCGAUUAUAAAGAUCAAGAUAAUCAAUGCGCUUUUAUCGGAUCGCCCAUAUUGGAAGCUUCCAAUUUCAAAAUGGAGGUUCGUGGGAAAAAAUGCGAUAACGGAACAUUCGGGGAAUCCAUGACAGACGUAAUAUCGAGAGAGAAGAAUUACAGGUCGCAUAUUCAAGGUUUCAGGAACAGGGAGAAACAAUACGAUUCAAUUUCCAAUUCUUUGUACGGCAUCAACAAGGACAGCGGGGAAUUGGAAUCGACUACCAAAGCUUUAAAAUCCGAAAACGCGGCGCUUAAAAACGAAAUCAUGGAAAUGCGGCUCGACUUGAAGCACACCUUGGAGAAGGUGCAGGGCCCGAUGCGCCUGAAGCUGGAGGCGGAGAAAUCCCGCUGCCACCAGCUGCAGCAGGAGCUGCAGAAGGCCUUUCAGAACAUGGUGGUAUCCGAGGAAAAUUACCUCAGAGAAAUGAACGUGUUGAAGAAGCAGCUGUGCAUGGCCGGCACGAACAUGGACGAAUUGGAGCAGAUGAACAAGAAACUGAAAGAGGAAAUGAACAUAAUGGACAUGUUGUGCGCCAAAUUGGAAGACGAUUUGAUACAGCAGAAACUCAACGAGGCGGAGACCAUCAAAAGAUUGACCCACAAGAAAUAUAUCGGCGGAGAUAAUGUGGAAUUCGAUGUAAUGAGCAGUAAGCAAGAAUCAAACUUGCACGAUAUAGCGAGGAAAUUGAGCAAAACUAUCAAAGAUUGCGUGCCCUGUGCUGAUUGUGCAAUCGGUAUACCUGCUGAACUGAAAGGUGCUGCGAAAUUGAUCAAAGAAUUGACCGACAUGGUAGAUAGCAGAAAAGAGGCGUUGUCGUACGAAUUCGGGGAAUCAUCAGUAAGUCGUACCGACACUUCCUGCCAAUCCCCGCCGCCCAUGGAAGAGAUUAGUACCCAAUGCAAGGAUUUACGUACCAUCGGUACAGUCGUAUCGAUGUGUCUGAUGUCAAAAUCGAACAUUUUAUCGCACGAAGGCAACCCGACGCUCCUGUCCCGAAGCUCGGGCACCCGCCAGGAGAUAGUAGCGCACGUUUCCCAAACGCUGACUCCCAGCGGCUGCUUGAAAUUGUCCUCGGCGUCGUCGAAGAGGGACAGCUGGACGAACUCCUGCCACUCGACCAAAACCCCUGCGAUAUUGGACAAACUCUCGUCCGUCCUGCAGAUGAUCAGCGCCAGCAACGAUCCGAUGAUGACCGACAAGAACAGCUCGACGUGCAAUUGCGGGGCCGCCGAGGAGAAAUCGCUGUCGGGGAGAUCGCGCGGGAAGGCGGAGGAAUGCAACAACAGCAUCGCGACGAGCAACAACAGCAACAACUCGUCGAAUUACAGCAGCCAGUUUCCCGACGAAAUGGGAUCGUUUCGGCCGGAAAUUAGGGAGGUCGAUGUCGACGAGAGCGACACGAUCAACGGGAGAAUGGAGAACAGCAGCGGUUAUGAUUCGAAGAUCGAUGUUUCUUCGAAAAUGCGCGUUUUGAAGCGGGAUUCUUUCUCCGAAGAAUCGGAUGUCAAAACUGCCAACGAAAAGUCUGAUAUGGAUUCAGAAGAAACAUCGAAAAAACGGUCCAAACUCUCGGUCAGAAUCGAUCCUCGACCGAUUUUUUCCAAGGAAAAAACUCAAGAAGAUAUUUCCGAGGCGAGCGAAGGGUAUCUUCGUGAAGAAGCUCACGGUAUUAGUAACAAGACGCAACAGGACAUUCAAAUUCCUCUAUUGGUCGAUACCAAGAUGGAAAUGUGCGAAUCUCCUCCGGAUAAUUUAAAUGUAACGACGUCCGUGACCGAAUCCGGGAAUUUGCUAAUCCUCACCGAAGGACCCUCGGGAAUUAUCGAGACGGUUUUGCAUUAUUUAGACGACGGUACCAUCGAGGUUGUUACACAAAUAACGGACUUGACGAAAUCGCAAUCGUCGAAGAGAUUUUACAUACCGUUGGCGUUCAAAGUGGCCGAAAGUGCCGACGCGACGAGUGAGAAAGGCAAGAAAUCUGAGAAAUCGGAGAUGGAUUUGCAGCAAGACAUCUCAACGCAGUUAAUUGUUUCAGAGCAAUCGCCAUCGUUAUCCGAACGAUUUCACGAGCCCGUCGCGGCUCCGUCGAAGGACGAGUUGUCGAAGGAACAGGAGGACAUUUCCGGGCAGGUCCUAAUUUGCGCUAAUUUGAAAUGCGUGGAUCGCAACGAAGAAUGUGUGAUGUAUAAAGACGAUAAAUCUUGUAAUACACUCGUAGUUCCUACAGUUAGCAACGGUACGCUGUUGUCGACUAUACGGAAUGAUGUUGAGUGCUGGACGUGCCCGGUCAAAAAAAUCGACAUAAUUUGCGGCCCGAGCAAGAGUUCGUUUCUGCAACAAACUGAGCGUUUCGCCAUCGGGCAGCGAUCGACAAGCAAUACGGACUUGUCCCAAUUGAAUCCAGAUUUGCCCCAAUCGAAUCCGGAUUUGCCGGAACCCGUCGAACCGAAGCCGAUGGACGACAAACCGAAGAUGAACGAAGAGACGAUUUGCCUAAAGGAGAUCUUCCACAAGGGGACUUGUACCGAGAAGGAAGUUGGAAAUGAUGCAGGAACUGAUACAAUGAUUAAUUACAUAGAUGAGAGUACCACAAUGUCCGAAGAGAAACUUUCAGUUCAAACAUCGAAGGGAGAUGGAAAAACGAGAGAAGAAAUAAAAGAAAAGAGCGAAGAAGAAAUGACCGAAACUGAGCAAACACAGGAGAACACGGAUGAUUUGAGGAAACAAUUGGAAGAAAUACUACUGAGAAGUGCGUCGAUCUUAUCCCCUAAAACUUCUAAACCAGCCUCUGUGAGCAAAACCGUCGAAAGCUCAUCGAAAAACCAAGUUACCAUAGAACUGAGCGGCAAAAGCUUGACGACCGUCGACGAUUCGCUCACGCUGUUCGAUAUCGACCCGAAUCAGCCCAGGCGAGUCUCCAACAAAUUUCGCAGCGACGAAUGCUGGUGCCCCACGCCUUGCAGUUGCAAGAAAAAUGCUCUACCGCUCGAAUUGGAAACCAGUCUCACUGAAAACGAAACUUCUUUUGUAACCGAUUUUGACGUUGCCUACGCGAAUGUAAAGCACGGAGUGGACAAAAACAAACAGAAAAUCAGCAUCGAUGAUGUGUUUAAAAAGAAAUCAUCAGAGGGAAAGCAUCCAGUGGAUUGCGAAUGCGUGGAUUGCAUUUGCAUGCCGUUGGUGCGCCAAUUGGCCACAACAAAGGAAUUCUUCGUCGCCGAAGAUAACAAACAGAUAUACCAAAUGACUGCUUGCAGUAGCCCCAAUUCGAAGAAAGCCUUUCUAAUGCCUGUUCAAAAAUGCUCUAACGAGUCCAUUGGAAAAUGGGAUUACUAUCUUCACUACCCCUAUCUCGACGAAGAUACAGAAAAUACUGAUGAAAACAGUCAUGACGAACCAAUCAAGAAUAAAGCAGAUAAGUCGAAGAGCAAAGCCUGUUGUUGCACGCGCGAUUGCGUAUGCGACCAAUGCAAAAUCGAAAUGAUGAAGAAAGAAAUCCAGAAAUUAAAAAACGAAGUAAACGAAUUGAAGGGGAUUAAACAAAAGCAGGAUUUGAGUUACCUAGACGACUUUAAUUCGAAAUUUAAUUUGGAAUCUCGUUGUCCAGAAGAUUGUAUUUGUACCAAAUGCGAUUGUACUUUGACAACAUCAAUGAGCGACAGAACCAUAAAAGGCGAUUGCGAAGAGCCAAAAUGGCCGAGAUUGACCUGCAAGAGUCCCAAGAAUGAGUGCAAGGAUUGCUUCUUCGCCAAAAAGCAAAUGAAAUCUUAUUUUACCAAUCAUCAAAAUAACCAGAAGUGCCACCUUUGGUCAGGACCUAUUUGUAAAUGUCCCUUGUGUACAUGCUGUGGUGAUACUUGCAACUGCGAAGAAACUAGAAAUAAAGAAGAGAAUCUUGCUCCUUUUAAACACAUGAAGAAAUUUGAGAAGGAUAUUACAUUUUCCUCCAAAACCAGUAAACGUGGAAAUAACUGUUGGAAUAUUAAUACUAUUCGAGUUCAACGCAAAUCUCACUCAACAUCUAAUCUGUUAUCGAUACAUCCUUGUGCCCACUGUUUCACCCCAUCCAGCCCUUUACGUGCAGAAAAAUCUAGUAAAAUUAACGCCAAAAUAGGGAGACCUAGAAGUCCUCGACGCGUUAACACAGGAGCAACUUUAACCACUCACAGCAAAUCAACCAGUUGCGUUUAUGCCACAACGACCAAAAUUGAGACCUCUGAUGAUAUAUUCGAAGAUUGCAGCAGCGUGGAUUCUUCGAUAAUCAACACUCUCGAUAGAUCGAAAGGAAACUAUUGCAAGGAUCAAAUGCAGGAAAUUCAAUCGGUCUUGAACAACAUUAAGAGCGUUUGCAGCGAAGCGGAAGAAAAGGCGAAGAAAGGCCCUUUGAUCAAGCAAUGCUCGACGUUCGGACAGACGAUGUCCGGAUUAAAGUUGGCUUUGAAUAAUCUGCAGGAAAAGUGCAAAAGUAAGGACAUGCUGAUCGAAGCGAUGACUGGGGAAUUGCGAAAUCGCACCAGUAGCAUCUCGUUUCUGGAAGUUUUGGACAAAUUUUGCUGCAGGGAAAUCCCCGGGGAUUGCGAGAAUUACAAUGAUUCUGUGAAUAACUUCGAGGAGAGGAAAUCUAAGGCGGCUAAAAACGAGAGAAUUAUAAGAAAAAUGAAGGGCGUCAGGACCUGCAAGUGCGGUAAAAUCCACAACGAUUCGGAUUAUAAGAUGGUGGAUUUGAAGGAAUUCGAGAUAACGGAUAUCAGUAAGGUGACCGAUGAUAGUGUAAUUAUUAAGUGGAAUCGACCUAAAAGCGAUUUGGUUACCGGUUACGAUAUUUUUAUUAACGGAGUGAAUAAAUCGAAGGUGAUGAGCGGCGGAAGAACCACGGCUAUGAUUCAUUCUAUUGAUCUAUCGAAAAAUAUUCAAGUUUCCAUCCAUGUUGUGACGAAAUGCGGGAUUUGCGAGCCUCCCGCUGUUGCUGUUUAUUAUGCCUGA